CAGCGCUAGUCCUAACGUGAACGAAAAGGGGGACUGGCGGAGCUCUCCCCUUUGAGUUGCACAACCAAGGUCCAGGGGGGAAUUGGAGUCAAUUGCAGCCUCUCCUAUGGAAUUUUCCCCACAAUCAGGGAUCCAUCUGAGCCGUAGCGGUUGAAAUCCCGCCCGCUCAAUCUUUUGCAUGGAUUAAAACCUCUCCAGGAUGGACGUCGUUUUGGCACAGUUGCGGGGUGACAUCGCCUCUGGCGAUGCCGCCAAACAGAUGCAGGCUCUUGCUAUCGCUUUGCAGUACUCUGCUUCUGGAACCGACAUCUCCUCCUUGGGGAAGAAAGUCUGCGACGAGAUUGUGCGAGCUCCUGCCGGCCCCGUCACCAAGAAGCUCGCUUACGAUGUCAUUCGCAGCACGCGAUUGACGGCGGAGCAGUGGGAGGGUGUCUGCCGGGGGGUGGCAAACGAUUUAGAAUACCACGAUAGAGAUGUCACAGCUACUGCGGCUGCAUUUCUGACUGCAAUCCCAAGCUGGAGAAUUGGCAAGUUCAUCCUUGACCACAACAAGGAGAUCACCGCGUGCAUCAUCGACCCAAAUCCUAACGUGCGCCAGGCGGUUCUGGAGGCGCUCGGGUGCCUCCUUGCGCGGGACGAUGUCAUUCUGCUCUGCUCAACCUCGGGCAAUCUCCUAGACCGCGUCAACGCUUGGUACAAGCAAAUUGGCCAGUCGAUGCUUGACUCCUCAAACCAGGUCUGCAGGGCGGCAUUCGAGGCGGUCGGACACUUGUUCGCAGAGUUCUCCGGCAAGCGCUUGAGCCGAUUGGCGGGGGACAAACUCAUUCCGGGGGAGGCCUCAGUGGCCGUCCGAUGUCAGUUUGUGAUGACGCUCGUCGACCUCGUGUGGGCCCGCCGCGAUCUGCUCAUGGCCCGCGCCGCGCUCCUCCCCUUCGAGAGCCUCCGCUACACCGUCCUCCCCCUCGUCUUCGCUGCCCGCGCGCGCGUCACCGGCCUCUUGGAAGAAAUGCGCGCCCUCGCCGGAAUGCAGGCCUCCUCUGAUGUCAGCACCGCUCCCAGAGCCGACAGCGACGCAGAGAACGCCCUGGGGAUCGCUGACAUCGUCAGCCACCUGGCGCCGUACUUGAACUCUCUGGACCCUGCGUUGGUUUACGAGGUUGGGAUCAACAUGUUGGCAUUGGCGGGGGUGCCCGGGGGGAAAGCGGAGUGGGCGGCAGCUCCGAUCACGGCGUUUCUAGCGCUGUGGGAUCGUCAGGAGUAUGGUGCGGGGAGGGAGGCGCUGGUGCGCGCAGUGGCGUCCAACAUACAGCUGCUGGACUUGCACCUGCAGGUCGCCCUCUUCAAGCGCCUCCUUCUGAUGGUGCGCAAUUUGCGUGUCGAGGCCGACCGUAUGCACGCCCUCGCGCGCGUCUGCCGCACCGCUCUUGCCGUCGAUCUUUUCGCCAAAGGAUCCGUCCGCCGUGGUCAAAAGCCGCUCCCGGGCACCGACGUUUCGUCCCUCUUCGAAGACGCCAAGACGCGGGAGGAGCUGUCGGCAGUAACUAGCAGCGGGCUCUUUCGGGAGGAGCUCGUUGCGUGCUUGGUUGAGAGCUGCUUCCAGCUGUCACAGCCGUUGCCGGAGGCGAGCACGUCUGGGAACCGCGUGCUGGGUUCGCUUGCGCUCGCAACAUCACACGAGGCCAUGGGCUGGACGCACGCCGCGCUAGGGGUCGUUGAAGUCUGCCGGCCGUGCAUCAAGUGGGACUGCAAUCAACGCACGUAUGCCAUGGACUCGUAUCUGCGCCUCCUCGUCCGGCUCUGCCACCUGUACGAAACGUCCGCGGGCGUCAAGUCCGCGAAAGACGGCGCGACGUCCGAACAGAUCCUGGCGGAACAGCGCCUCCAAGUUCUCCAGAGGCAGCUCCUCUUGGAUCUCAAAGAUGUCGCGACGCGGCGCAUGCGCGUGCGCUUGCUGUGGGCGCUGUGCGAGCACCUUAACCUGGACGGGUUAAACCCGUUGUUAGCGGAUGACCCGACGGACCCGGUCAACAUUCUGAUCUUCAACCUGCACGAGCUGCUCUUCAACGUCGACUCGGGGACGGCGCUCGUGACCAACCGGCUGCAGGACGUGCAAGCUCUGCUGCUCUGCGCACAACACCUCGGCGCAAGGAACGCCCGUGCGGCCGCGCUUCUAGUUCUCGACCUGGAAAACUUCCGGGGCAGCAGUCUGGCGGAUACGGUGAACAAGAACCAGUGCCGGCUCGUGGUCAACGUGCUCAAGUACAUCCAGGAGAAGCCGCUCUCGAGAUGGACCGGCUGGGUGCGCGGCACCGGCGAGUACCCCUUCGGACACCAGAAACUCUCCGUCCAGUACAACGAGCCCGCGUCCGCACAGGACCGCAAACUGGAGUCCCUCGUCAAGACCGCGGUGCAAGAACUGUGGCGGCCGGCCCCUAGCGAACUCGCCCUGGCAGUGACCGGGGGAAGGACAAUCCGCCCGGUUAGCGCAGCCAAAACACUGUCAGGGAGCAGCGACCCGUGCUUCCUGGAGGCGACGCACCUGGCGGACGUCAACGAGAGGAAGCUGACGCUCAACAUGAAGAUCGUGAACGUGACGGAGCUGCAAUUGCCGCAAGUGGACGUCCGCGUGGGCUUGGACGGCGCCGUCGACUUUCUGGACAAGUCGCCCCAGGCGCUGCGCCAGCUCAAGGACCUCGCCUCGCAGGACCCCGUCUUAGCUGACGUCACUGUAACCGUUUCCAAGUUCGAGCGGUGCACCCUGAACGUCCAGCUGCUCUACUACCCCGGGGGGGGCGAGUCGCCUGCUGCCUCCGCUCUCGAUGAGACCCCCCUGAACGAGUAUGGCGACAUUCUGCCCCGCAGCCGGCGCGGGAGUGCGAACGCGGUAGUAACGCCUGGGCGGGGCGAGUGCGUCGUGUUGCGGUGCAAGCCCUACCGAGUGCCGCUCACAGAAUUGCUCCUCCCCAUGGAAAGCGCCCCCGUCGACUUCUUCCGCCUAUGGCCGACCCUCCCCGCUAUGGCCGACUUCACGUGCGCGUAUGAAUACGACCCCACGGACAAGGACGCGUCUGCGGCCGGCGCGGGGCUGCCGCCGUUCAUGUCCGGCCUGGCGGCGCUGGCGGGGAAGCCGCUCGCGCGCGUGUGCAGUCACAUCAUUCGAACUACGCAGGGCUUCCAGUUGUGUUACCUCGCCCGGACCUGGUUCGGCGACACUCUGGCGAUGGUCGUCUUCGGGAACAGCGAACCAGCUACCGUCGGGGGUUUCGGCGAUGACGUCACGGUGGCGUCAUGUCGGUUCGUGUUCCGGUCCAGCAGCGAACACGUGGUGGCGGAGAUCAAGGCUGAAGCGCAGUUUUGGUUCGACGACCUGACGGACGGCGCCGUCCGGCUGCUGACGGAGCGCGAAGUGGAGGCGGACGCGCGCGCGAAACUAGAGCGGGCGAUGCAGCCGGUGCACCUCAACCUGCCGCCCAUUAAGACGCGACAGGACGACAGCCUGCUGCCCGGGAUGGGGCCCCGGGCGCCCACCGGAGCGGCGGAAGAGCAGAUGGCGCUGCAGACGGCGGUGCUGCAAGAGUGGCACGUGCUGAGAGCGCAGCAGGUGCAUUAA
This is a messenger RNA of Klebsormidium nitens, 3610 nucleotides long. Lineage: Eukaryota; Viridiplantae; Streptophyta; Klebsormidiophyceae; Klebsormidiales; Klebsormidiaceae. The record is from the annotation of a GenBank genome assembly.